Molecule: messenger RNA, 892 nt
Organism: Gossypium raimondii (Peruvian cotton)
Lineage: Eukaryota; Viridiplantae; Streptophyta; Magnoliopsida; Malvales; Malvaceae
Exons: 3
Coding region: 152-718 (188 amino acids)
Cellular component (GO): intracellular anatomical structure
Source: RefSeq, a predicted model, not a curated record
AUUAAGCGACAAAGAUCGGCAUAGGAAUAUCAAAGGAUCAUCAUCCCCAAAACCGAAAAAAGGGAGAAACCCAAGUUUGUUGUUGGAGUGAAACACUGUCUGUUUGUGAAGUUAAGAAGUCCAGUGUGUAGCUGUGUACGGAAAAAAAAGCAUGGUUUCUGCAUCAGAGAUUGCAACAAAGUUGAAUCUGGCUUCCCACCCUGAAGGUGGCUUCUUUUCUGAAACUUUUAGGGAUAGUUCUGUUAUGCUCUCCACAUCUCAACUUCCUCCUCAAUACAAAGUCGAUCGUGCCGUUAGCACAUCUAUUUACUUCUUGUUACCGGCUGGGAGCGUGUCUCACCUUCACCGUAUACCCUGUGCUGAGACCUGGCAUUUUUAUUUGGGAGAACCUCUUACGGUCUUGGAGCUGGAUGAGAAAGAUGGGCAAGUAAAACUAACAUGUCUUGGACCUGAUUUGUUGAAUAAUCAGAAGGUGCAGUACACAGUGCCUCCAAAUGUUUGGUUUGGUGCAUUUCCAACAAAAGAUUUCAACAUUUCGACUGAUGGGGCAGUGACGAAAAAUGAUCCAAGGGAUGCUGAGAGCCAUUAUUCACUUGUAGGAUGCACCUGUGCACCUGCUUUCCAGUUCCAAGACUUCGAGCUGGCAAAACGAUCCGAGCUUGUAACUCGCUUCCCCAAACAUGAGCAUCUCAUUUCUUUACUCACUUAUCCUGAUUGAUACAAAGCUUCACAAAUUCAUCUCACAAUCAUGAAUCGGUAUUAUUUUCCCAUCUUCUGCUGUGUUAGUAUAAGGUUAAAAACGAUCUAGUCUAGCUGUACUGUCGACUGCAUUCUGUUAUGUAUGUUGUAAUACAUGGCAAAACAGAUUAAUAAGAAACUCGUGCCCUGAAAA